UCAGCUGGCUGGAUCAUCGCGACCGACGGCAAUCCGACGGACGUAAUGAAGAAAGUAGUUUUAUUAUAAUUAUCGAUUGUUCUGAAUCUAUAGAAAUGGCUGAAGAUAUUGAAAGGCUAGCAAUGGAAGAGCUUCUACGAGAAACUAAACGUGCGAAAGAGAGAGCUGAUGUAAUGGGUGCUAUGGGAUGGAAAAAGGGCAUUGCAUCUGCUAACAAGACUUUCUUAGCGAACACCUUAGUGAGUACCCUACGAGAUUACCGACACUUGGACAGAGACAGGAAGCGCUCUUUGAGAAAGCCAUCCCCAGAAGACAGAAAGAAUGGUCAGCAACAAAUGACAGAAUCGGGAAAAAAUGAAUCACGUCGGGGUCUUUCACCAGAUGCUGACAAGAUCUCUGAGACAAGUGAAUUUGAUAGUAGAAGUCGUAGAAACAAGAGAUUGGAAUCGCCAGACAGGAAACAUAAGAAGUGGAAUUCUGCGUCCAUCGAUAGAAGAAGUCGAAUAAAAGGGGCAUCGUCGGAGCGCGAGAGAAAAGAUUCGUUUAGUAAAUCAUCUUUAGAAAAUGAGAAAUAUGAUGUUAAAAGGACUGAUGCCCAGAAAUUAGACAAAAGAGAAAACAAGCGAAGAGAAUCCUCAGAAACGCAUGUGAAAAGUGACAGGAAGACUACAGUUGAUGUAGACUUCAGAAAAUCGAAAAAAAAGGAUACGUCUUUUGAUAGUAAUAUAUAUAUUAGUGACCUUGCUAGCAUACCCUUGCCAGUAGAAAAUGAUACUAAGAAGGUAGUUCCAACAAAGGCAGAGAGACCAGAUGAUUUAACAGUACCAGUAACAAAAAAUGAAAUUACAAGCAAGCGGACUAAAAAAGAAGAGCAUACAAAGGAUGUUGAAAAGGAAAUAUUGAAAUCCGAAAAGGAAACUGAGGAUUAUAUUGGAAGAAGUGAUUCCAAAAUACCUCACAUCGAUGAUGAAAAAAAUGCCCAAACAAGGGCAAAAUAUCAUGGAGACGUUAAUAAGAAAGAAGGAAAGGUAGCUGAAGUUAAAGGAUCUAAAAGUAUUGUACACAAGUCCAAGCGAAUAAAAACUGAUAAAGAAAAGGAUAGGCAAAAACGAAAACGAAGAAAAGAUAGAGGCAGACAUCACCACAAGCAUAAAAAACGCAAGAAGGACCACAAUUAGUUUUUAAUUAAAGCUCUGUCCACACUAUCAAUUUUCUUUGACAAAAAACUGUUGUAUGCCCAUAUAUCGUCGCUCACAUCAUGAACUAACACAAUCAAAGUAGAUUGU
Anneissia japonica is the source of this 1286-nucleotide messenger RNA. Its product is annotated as vicilin-like seed storage protein At2g18540. The record is from RefSeq and is a predicted model, not a curated record. Bases 96 to 1178 code for a protein of 360 amino acids. The transcript is spliced from 3 exons. NCBI's taxonomy places the organism in Eukaryota, Metazoa, Echinodermata, Crinoidea, Comatulida, Comatulidae.